UCAUCCACACUUCUUUCUAUUUUUUGUGCAAGGUUUAAGAGCUUAUUCUGCUAAUAAGCAUGAAAGAAGGCGAAACUACCUUAAGUAAUUCUGACGAAAUAUAUUGGAGAUUUUUAGUUCAAAAUUGCACUGGCAAGAGUAUUAAGAUAAAGAAUUAAAAAAGAAAGAAAUAAAAAAUUGCACCGGGAGAUUCGAAGUUCACUCACCGGAAUCUGAGCUGCACUCCCAAAAGCAAGCAACAAUUGAGGAAUCGAACAAACCAACAAACAACCUACGAUCUGAAGAUCCUCUUUCCAUUUUUUCAGUGUUGUCAAAAUCUUCUCCGCCUGUAAUUUCCACUCAUUUCUCGGACUCUCUCUCUCUUCAAUUUUACCAUUUCUCUGAUCCCUUUAAUCCAUUUUUGUAUUGGCAAUUUUUUCCCCGCAUAUUUCGAGAAGAAAGGGACAGAGAGUAUGAAGGAGGAGACGGGGAAAGUGGCAGUAGCGGUGGCGGUGAUAGGGGCUGCCGCGGCGGUGGGAGUGGCUGCAUAUAUUGUUAGGCAGCGGAUGAAGAGCUCCGGGGAGUGGGCGAGGGCUAUGGCGAUUGUUAAGGAAUUUGAAGAGAAGUGUGGGACUCCAGAGGUGAAGCUUAAGCAGGUGGCCGAUGCCAUGACUGUGGAGAUGCACGCCGGAUUGGCAUCGGAGGGCGGGAGCAAGGUCAAGAUGCUCAUUAGUUAUGUAGAUAACCUCCCUACUGGUGACGAGGAAGGAGUUUUUUACGCAUUGGAUCUUGGUGGAACAAAUUUUCGUGUGUUGCGAGUACAAUUGGGAGGUAAAGAAGUUGGUAUUGUUCAUCAGGAAUUUGCCGAGGCGUCCAUACCUCCAGCUCUGAUGAGUCAUUCUUCAGAUGCGCUUUUUGAUUAUAUAGCGGAAAAACUUGCAAAUUUUGUUGAUGAAGAGGAACAAAGGUUUCAGCAACCUCCGGGUAGGCAGAGGGAACUAGGCUUCACUUUCUCGUUUCCUGUGAUGCAAACUUCAAUAAAUUCUGGUACUCUUAUCAGGUGGACGAAGGGCUUCUCUAUUGAUGAUGCGGUAGGCCAAGAUGUGGUGGCUGAACUGACAAAAGCCUUACAAAGAAAAGGUGUUGAAAUGCAGGUAGCAGCUCUGGUGAAUGAUACAAUUGGAACAUUGGCCGGAGGCAGAUACUCCAAUAAGGAUGUUUCUGUUGCUGUGAUAUUGGGUACUGGAACCAAUGCAGCAUAUGUAGAGCGUGCUCAAGCAAUUCCAAAGUGGCAUGGUCCGCUGCCUAGAUCUGGAGAUAUGGUUAUCAAUAUGGAAUGGGGUAACUUCAGGUCGUCCCAUCUUCCAUUGACGGAGUUCGACCAUGCAUUGGAUGUCGAAAGUUUAAAUCCUGGCGAACAGAUAUUUGAGAAGAUAACUUCUGGCAUGUACUUGGGAGAAAUUUUACGCAGAGUUCUACUUAAGAUGGCUGAAGAAGCUGCUUUCUUUGGGGAUGAGGUCCCACCCAAACUCAAAAUUCCUUUCAUAUUGAGGACGCCGGAAAUGUCUGCAAUGCAUCAUGACAUGUCCUCUGAUCUUAGGGUGGUGGCCAACAAACUGAAGGAUAUAGUAGAGAUAUCUAAUACCUCCCUGAAAACAAGGAGAGUUGUCGUUGAUCUCUGCAACAUUGUUGCCACCCGCGGGGCCAGACUUGCAGCUGCCGGGGUUCUGGGCAUCCUAAAGAAAAUGGGACGAGAUACUUUGAGGGAAGGUGGGCCCCAGAGGACUGUCAUAGCCAUGGACGGUGGACUGUAUGAGCACUACACUGAAUACAGGACGUGCUUAGAGAACACAUUGAGGGAGUUGCUUGGGGAGGAAACUGCAUCAAGCAUUGUAGUCGAGCACUCCAAUGAUGGUUCGGGCAUUGGGGCUGCUCUUCUUGCAGCUUCUCACUCCUUGUACCUUGAAGAGAAUUCGUAAGUAAAUCACAACCUUUUCCCGAGAAAACUUCAUCCUGAAGCUACUUUGCGUAAAUGUAACUUCAAAUUUUGCCAUUGCUUAGGAUGUAUUUUCUGUUUUCUUAAGACAUUUCUGGCCAUUAUUUUUAUCCUCGCAUUUCAUAGUUUUUUCUGGCCAUUAUUUUUAUCCUCGCAUUUCAUAGUUUAGGAAUCAAAUAUUUAUGUUUUAUGGGAAACAGUAUAUACAGAAUUAGAUGUAAUUGGAGGAGCUGGAAGUAGCCUAUGCUUUUCCAAUGAGCGCUGCGCGCUAUUAAUUCAAGAAUUUUUAGUUGUUUUUUUCAA
Messenger RNA from Olea europaea var. sylvestris, 2278 nucleotides. RefSeq names its product hexokinase-1-like. The transcript has 9 exons. The coding region runs from base 453 to 1958 and encodes 501 amino acids. The record is from RefSeq and is a predicted model, not a curated record. Gene Ontology annotation, biological process: intracellular glucose homeostasis; glycolytic process; glucose 6-phosphate metabolic process. Gene Ontology annotation, molecular function: fructokinase activity; mannokinase activity; glucokinase activity. Lineage: Eukaryota; Viridiplantae; Streptophyta; Magnoliopsida; Lamiales; Oleaceae. Gene Ontology annotation, cellular component: cytosol; mitochondrion.